CUUGUUUCCAAAGCAAUCAUCUAUGGCGUACCCAGCAUACGACACUUACAAUCAGGGCGGCGUUCCCUUCCCUCUCUCUCGCCGCCCGUCCAUGGCCUACACUGAUGGAUAUGUCGACCCGCCCCUGGCCUCUGGUGCUUAUGGAGAGGGCUAUUCCCAAGGUUCAUUCCCGGUGUAUGCCCCAUCACGGCAGGUGAGCCAGUAUAACGGCGGCGGCGGCGGCUAUGCUUACUCCGACGCAUACGACGGCCGAGAUGCUUACUAUGAUGAAGGCGCUGCUGGGUAUUCGACACCCUGGACUCCCGGUCUCUCCAGGCGGCGCCGCCACUCUUCGGUGUCGGCGCGCCAGCGCCCAUCACUCGACAGCUUCCGCCGACCGAACGGCACGCUUGUUAAGUUCCGCCGCAAGGGUGGCUUCCGGAGUGGCGUCUCCCUCGGCGAGGCGAUGGCAAACGUCCGCAUGAGCGGGAACGACGACUACACAUUCCACGACCUCAACGUCGACCCGAGAGGAAGGGUUGUCCUCAAAAUCAGAUGGUCGGGCUACACUUCCAUGACUUACGAAAUCCCGGUCGACGGGUACGAGGGCCGUGUGCAGCUGCAGACGCUUGCACGCAGGAUUGCGCGUGCGUGCGUUCACUUCCUCCAGGCAAACAUGAUUCCGAUCUCAUGGGACCGCGUUAUUCUCUACCACCUCGAGGAGAUCUCCAUCGGCGUGUGGCAGCCCGUCCUGUCCACGAGCUGAACCGACUUGUUAACGCAAACCGACAACGACAUCCUAUUUAUCUUCACUUGCUUUCUUUCAGCAAUCAUGUACCAUAGCUGCAUCCUCGUCUUCCUCGCCACAUGCGGAGGUCGUCGCUGGCGACAACUUCUGGCUUCAACACCCCACCACUACUCAUAUGCUCAUUUAGUACGACUUCUAUUUAUCUUCCUCUGCCAACAGACAAUCU
Messenger RNA from Phanerochaete carnosa HHB-10118-sp, 953 nucleotides. RefSeq lists its product as uncharacterized. The record is from RefSeq and is a predicted model, not a curated record. Bases 23 to 745 code for a protein of 240 amino acids. The transcript is spliced from 5 exons. NCBI's taxonomy places the organism in Eukaryota, Fungi, Basidiomycota, Agaricomycetes, Polyporales, Phanerochaetaceae.